GUUCAGGGUCUGGGCUGGCUCACAGGCCUUUCAGGAGAGAGAGAGAAACUCGUCGAAUCAGGAGGUUCUCCCACAACUCACAUCAUCGCUCCAUCUAGUGAUCCUUCCCGACAUGACGACGACGCUGAGCGAGAGGAGCAGCAUGCCGGACGCGCACCACCGCUGCCUCGGCUAUCCGCUGACGAUUCUCGUUGCCUCGGACGCCAUCAAUGUUGGCUCCCUCAUUGCGCCAUCCAUCGUUGGCGCUUACACGAUUCAUCAUGGGCGCGGCCAUCCUCUAAACAAGACCAAGAUCUUCUAUCCUGAUACACCCGGCUACCUUCCCGACGAUGCCGACUACCCGCCCACACAGGCCCUCAUCCAGCGGAGGACACUGCUCCUGGGCGCCAUUGAGGCCCUCACCGCAAUCAAGGAGCAGUAUCUCGACCCGAAGCGGAACGUGUGCGUCCACAUCUGCUGCACGAGCAGGUAUCUCCCCCAGGUCUGGCUCAAGUGGAUCCCUGAGUGGACCGAAAACGGCUGGCCAGGUGAGGUCCAGACUAGGCCAAGGCGGGCGAGCAACGCGACGGCAAAGAAGGCAGGCGACAACAGGCUGAGUCGACGGGAGAGUAGAAUGUCGGUUCUGAGCGACGGACGCGCGAGCGUGAUGAGCGGCGGAGGCGAGAGCAUCUUCAGCCACCCCGAGUCCCUCGGCUCGACUGGCCUCUUUGACCAGCGCACUGGCAAGCCGAUGGACGACGCCCUCAUCCGCCAGCUCGUUGACCUUCACGCGCACUUUGAGCAUGCCAUGGCCGAGCGACGCGGCACGUGUUCCGUCACCGUCGUCAGGAGGCAAGGCAACAUCGCCGCAGAAACGGCAAAGGACGCCGUGGCACUGGCCUCUUCCUCCUCUCUCAUCAGGCCAUCUGUCUCCAGGCCGAGCCACAGCCGACUGAACAGCAACGCCACGACGCUCGUCGGAGGCUACCCUCGUCGCAACAGCCUCGGCUCAAGCGCAGGCACCGGUGGCACCAAGGUCGUCAACGGCGCCGACGCUGCCACAACCAAGACGCUGCCCCGCAGCUUCAGCAAGCCGCCCUACCCGGCGCCCGCCGUGCCUGGACUCGACAAGAACGGUGAAGCGGAUGUUGGAAGGGGAAGGGCGCCUGUGCUCCCUGCCAUCAUCCCCUUCCGCUCCCUGGAGCGAUCCCUGUCGACCGACACGGCUGUGACGGGCGAGGACACGUACGAGGACGCCAUCGAUCGCAUCGAUGAGGAGGAAGAGACGCCGGCCAAAGCUGCCCCAGCUCUGGUGCCCGUUGUCUCUCCUUCUUCUGCUGCUAAAGGGGCUGAAAAGAGCCCGAGCGCCGCUGCGGCAGCCGUCAAGCCAAGCAAGCGCACCUCGAGCAUCAAGUCUCCGGUACCUGCUGAGAAGCCUCUUCGUAGUCCAAAGGAAGAGGAACAGGAUGCCUACGUCAUUCCGCGCGACUUUCAGGCAAAGACAAAGUCUGGCAAGCCCAAGGCACUGCCCAAGGAGCCGAAACAGGCUCCGGCAAAGGACAAGACUCAGACGAAGACAAAGCAGGACCCCUUGACUGCCUACCGAGCGCCCAAGAAGUCGAGCAGCAGUCUAUUCAGUCGCAGCAGGUCAUUUGCAAAGAUGCCCAACAACGAGGACGAUCAGGUCGAGAUUGCCACCGCCGACAAGUUGGCCGACGACCCAGCAGCUACCAAGAAAAAAAAGACGUUUUUCCAGCGGCUCCUCGAGCUGCCUUGAUACUCUCUCUCUGCCUCCAUUCCCGCCCCAUUUGCUACCAAUGUAUAUAGAGCUCUGUACAUAGUCUCUUAGCCAUCUCGAUUACGCCUCAUCGCUCACAUGUGCAUAGCUCCACGUUUGCUCGUCACCAUUUGCAUUGUCUAUCAAAAAUUAUGUUAAGCUGCUGCUGCAUCCUCGCUGACAAUGACAAUCUC
Molecule: messenger RNA, 1950 nt
Organism: Acaromyces ingoldii
Lineage: Eukaryota; Fungi; Basidiomycota; Exobasidiomycetes; Exobasidiales; Cryptobasidiaceae
Exons: 2
Coding region: 113-1756 (547 amino acids)
Molecular function (GO): nucleic acid binding
Source: RefSeq, a predicted model, not a curated record